Molecule: messenger RNA, 3446 nt
Organism: Topomyia yanbarensis
Lineage: Eukaryota; Metazoa; Arthropoda; Insecta; Diptera; Culicidae
Exons: 2
Coding region: 76-3345 (1089 amino acids)
Source: RefSeq, a predicted model, not a curated record
GGCGGAUUUUCAAAAAUCUUGUUUUCGCCUGCCGUCCGAACAAAAUCAAAAAUUGUUUCUCGGAUAGUGUGCAGGAUGGCUUCUUCUCCUUCGAAGCAAGAAAAGUGUCUGUACUGCAAACUAGCGGAAUCCGAUGACAUCGAUUGGGUUCAAUGCGAAGAAUGUCAGUAUUGGGCUCAUUUCUCGUGCGCAGGUGUUAACCAAGAAGUGGCGAACGUUAGUUGGCGUUGUCCGCGAUGCUCUCCGCAAAGCGCCCGGCGUCUUAAAGUUCCAGAGACUACGGCUAAGAAUCGCGGGAAGAAGUCCGCCCCGAAUAGCGAUGCAGGGUCCGAUCGUGGAGCUGGUUCCGUCUUAGACCUGACUGAGCAGCAGUUGGAAGAGGAACAGCUAGCAAUGGAGAUGGCCUUUGCAAAGCAGAUCGAGUUGCGGAAACAGCGUCUUGCUAAGCAGCAGGCUUGGAACGAGAGGCGGAUGAAGCUAGAGUGGGAGAUGCGCGAGCAGGAGCUACGAGCGCAGCGUGAAAUGGAGCAGCGGCAGCUAGAGCAUGAGCAGAAAAUGCUUGACUGCCAAUUGGCCGCAGAACGUGAAUUCUCGAAGAAGCGGGAUGCUAUUCGGAAACAGUUCGACGACAGCAUUAAUAAGGUCAACGCAUUGAAGGGCCAAUAUGGAGCUGUCAGCGGUGCUUCUGCCUCCAAACCGGAACAGAAGGUGGAUGACUGGAUGCUGGAUUAUCGCGGAGCAUAUCCAAAGCCAGGAUAUCUGCAGACGGAAGAUAAACUCGCGUGUCCGAAGAAGGUGCCGUUAGAUAAGUCGUUCACCAUCGAAGCCGGCCAAUUCGAGCGAAGUAACGAAGAUGUGAGUGAUGGUGAAGUUUCGGAGGUCCCGCCGAGUAGAUGCAGUCGAAGCAGCUUUCAAAGGUGCGGAGAUGGAAACGGGUCGGGGUGUAUCGUGGGUCGUAUUACAAGAGAUCAGCUAGCUGCUCGCAAAGCGGUCUCUCAGAACCUUCCCAAAUUUAAAGGGGAAGCAGAAGUUUGGCCGUUGUUUAUCAGCAGUUUCGAGUACACAACUGCAGCUUGCGGAUUCUCAAACCUCGAGAAUUUGAAGCGUUUGCAGGACUGUCUACAGGGUGACGCACUUGAGGCGGUCAGGAGUCGGCUAGUGCUACCGGACUCUGUUCCGGAUGUGAUCAGGGAUCUUCGAAAUCUGUUCGGAAAACCGGAGAAGCUGCUCAGAACGUUGCUGUCGAAGGUGAGGAACGCGCCGUCACCGAGAGCUGAUCGAUUGGAGACGUUCAUCAGCUUCGGGAUAACGGUGAAGCAGUUAUGCGACCACCUUGAAGCGUCAGGACUUUGUGACCACCUAAACAAUCCGAUGCUGGUGCAGGAGUUAGUUGACAAGUUGCCACCGAGCUACAAACUGGAUUGGGUCCGGUAUAAGCGAGGGAAGGUGGACAGUCCGUUGCGAAUGUUCACGAACUUCACAAAUGACAUCGUUUCGGAUGUGUCGGAGGUGACGGAGUUCUCGACAUUGUCGCUAAGCGAGCGCGAGCCUUCGCGAAUGGGGAAAGGAAAUUCCCGAAAGAAGGAGUUUGUACAUCUCCAUGACGCGGACCAGGUUUCUGAUGAAAUUCAAAGAGAGACAGUAACUAAGCCGUGCUGGAUCUGUAAACGAACGGAUCAUCUCAUCAGGUGCUGUGAGGAGUUUAAGCGGAUGAACAUUGCCGCCAGGUUGAGAGAAGUUGAGCGACAAAACCUGUGUGGUCUUUGUUUGAACAAGCACGGAAACAGCAGAUGCACCUCGAAGAUUCGAUGCUUCAUGCAAAAUUGUCGUGGAGGCCAUCAUCCACUUUUGCAUCGAGUGGAGGAAUCGGUGCGGCUGCAGAAGGUAGAAUGCAAUGCUACCGAAAAGGCAGAUAGUGCGGUUAUUUUCCGUAUGAUGCCGGUGACGCUUUACGUGGGCAAACGACAGUUCGAUACUACUGCGUUCUUCGACGAAGGGUCGUCGGCUACGUUGGUAGAUGAUCUGGUGGCCAGGCGGCUGAAAGCAGAAGGUACUCUAGAGCCGUUGAUAGUGACGUGGACGGGCAAUAUCAACCGCUUUGAGAACGAUUCGAGGAAGGUCGAACUGAUGAUGUCGGCGAAGGGUUCGAAGGAGAAGUUUCCGCUGUUCAACACUCGAACGGUAUCAGAGUUGGUGCUGCCGAAGCAGAACGUGCGAUUCGCAGAUGUGGUAAAAAAAUAUUCCCAUCUUUCAGGCGUUCCGGUGAGAGAUUACCCAUCGGGAAAGCCGAGAAUCCUACUCGGGCUAGACAACGUCCACUUAUUUGCGCCGUUGGAGUCGCGGGUCGGUAAGCCAAACGAGCCGAUUGCCGUGCGGUCGAAGAUUGGCUGGACAGUGUAUGGUUCGGAGAACCGAAGACCGAGUGCGUACACCUACCUGAAUCUGCACUCGAUCGUUCCAGCAAGCAAUCAAGGUCUCCAUGACAUGAUGCGAGAGCAAUACAUGCUAGAUGAGACAGCGAUUGCGACGUUCGCUGUACCGGAGCCCGUGGAGGAGAAAAGAGCUCGAGAGAUGCUUGAGACAACGACGAAGCGAGUGGGUGAUCGCUUCGAAACGGGGUUGCUGUGGCGUGAGGACGCACGACGAUUCCCUGACAGCUAUCCGAUGGCUGUACGCCGGAUGAAGGCUCUGGACCGUAAGCUGAACAGGAAUUCAGACUUGAAGAAAAACGUGUGCCAGCAGAUCGAGGACUAUCAAGUCAAACACUACGCGCACAAGGCGAGUGAAGCCGAACUGAAGGGUACGCCACAAACCGCUGUGUGGUAUCUACCGCUGAACGUCGUAGUGAAUCCGAAGAAGCCGAGUAAGGUGCGCUUGGUUUGGGAUGCUGCAGCAUCAGUGAACGGAGUCUCUCUUAACUCAGAGUUACUCAAAGGUCCGGAUAUGCUAGUUCCGCUUCCCAGAGUAAUCUGCAAUUUUCGGGAACGGCCAGUAGCAUUCGGUGGUGACAUUCAAGAAAUGUACCAUCAGAUCCGGAUCAGACCUGAGGAUAGGCAAGCGCAACGGUUUUUGUUCCGAGCGAACAGUGAGGAAGCUCCGCAGGUGUACGUUAUGGACGUUGCCACCUUUGGUUCCACGUGUUCGCCCUGCUCAGCUCAAUUUGUGAAGAACUUGAAUGCAGCAGAUUUCUCGGAGAAGUACCCUGAAGCAGUAGAAGCCAUCGUGAAGCGUCACUACGUAGAUGACUACUACGACAGCGUGGAUACUAUCGAAGAAGCGAUCCAGCGAGCCAGCGAGGUGAGGUACAUCCAUUCGUGUGGAGGAUUUCGGAUCAGAAACUGGUGAUGAGUCGAGCGAAGGUAGCACCGUUGAAGCAGCUGUCGAUUCCGCGGCUAGAACUCCUGGCAGCGGUUCUUGCGGCAAGGCUGGCACGAACGAUCGAGCAG